UUUUUGUAAAAUAAAAUUGUCAUAGAUGACUUAACUGAAGUCACGCGUCGGCAGCGCGUUGACCAGCACAAGUAGACAUGUUUCACAUCGAGUUAGGAAGUCGGUCCAGCCACUAGCUGCUCUGCUAACGUUGCUGUGUGUUGACGCCGUAUUUGACGGUGCUAUGUGGCGGCUAGCAGCGUUAGCGUGGAGCUAGCACCGUUUUCUAAACCUCCGUGUUUUGGACGAGGGGUGAAGUUAGACAGGGGGUGACAGCCGUGAUUGUCGGCGCCGAUCUGUGUGCGAAAGCUGCUGGGUCCCGAGUCGGGUAGGUGGUGACAACAGACCGACCCAACCCACCGCCCAGUGAGCUUGGCCUCUGUUCACCUGCUUCUCAGAUAGGACGUGAGCAAGGGGGCGGGGCCACCCGGCAGGUAGGAGGGAUGCCUGUGGAGGGCGGAAGCAGCAGUGGGUCUGCCUCAGCUGCCCGCCACCCCAAGCAGAAACGCAAGGCUCACAGUUUGUCCAUCCGGCGCACCAACAGCACAGAGGACAGGUCCCCAGGUGUCCAAAGAGGAGACAUGCUGGAGGGACAGGACUCCAAGCUGCCCCUCUCCUUACGGAACAAUCUUCUUGACCUUUUCGGCCAAAUUGAGCGCGAGUUUGAAAAUCUAUACAUCGAAAACCUUGAAUUGCGCCGGGAAAUCGACUCCCUGAAUGAGCGUCUGACCGGAGACGGACAGAUCAUUGAGGGAGGAGACCCCACCAAGGGAGCCCUGAAAACAAAAGCCAGCCACAGCACCAGUCAACUGUCACAGAAGCUGAAGACGACCUACAAAGCCUCUACCAGCAAGCACCCUCUCCAUGGCAAAUUAGGUGGACCUCGCAAUUUCAGUGUGGCCUCAUGGGAGUUGUGGGGCGGAGAUUCAUGGAUUGUGUCCAGUUUCAAAGCCACUGCAGGAUCCCGGGCUUUGUGCCAGUUGCUCAAGGAGUACGUGGGCCACCGGGACGGGAUCUGGGACCUCAGCAUCACCCGAUCUCCACCGGUAGUUCUGGGCACGGCCUCCGCAGACCACUCGGCUCUGCUGUGGAGCAUAGAGACUGGGAAAUGUCUGCUGAGGUAUGCUGGUCAUGCUGGAUCAGUCAACUCCAUCAAGUUCCACCCCACGGAGCAGAUGGCCCUCACAGCCUCUGGGGACCAGACAGCACACAUCUGGCGCUACAUGGUGCAGCUCCCCGCCCCGCAGCCGCCACCAGAUGUCAGUGCUCUGUGUGAUGACGACCAGGACUCGUCGGACAGAGAGGAAGGAGAGGUGGACGGAGAUGGCCCCUGCGAGGUGCCCACCAUCCGGGUCCCUACGGCGACCCUGAAGAGCCACCAGGGUGUAGCGAUCGCAGCUGAUUGGUUGGUUGGGGGUCGACAAGUGGUGACAGCUUCCUGGGAUCGUGCUGCCAACCUGUAUGAGGUGGAGACGUGUGAACUGGUUCACACGCUCACUGGCCACGACCAGGAGCUGACCCACUGCUGUACCCACCCCACCCAGCGGCUGGUGGUUACCUCAUCCAGAGACACCACCUUCAGACUGUGGGACUUCAGAGACCCGUCCAUCCACUCUGUCAAUGUCUUCCAGGGACACACCGACACGGUGACGUCGGCUGUGUUCACGGUGGGCGACAACGUGGUUUCAGGCAGCGACGACCGCACCGUCAAGGUGUGGGAUCUGAAGAACAUGAGGUCGCCCAUAGCGACCAUCCGCACUGACUCGGCUGUGAACAGGAUAAGUGUCUCUGCCAACCAGAGGAUCAUCGCUCUGCCACACGACAAUCGACAAGUCCGACUGUUUGACAUGAGUGGGGUGAGGCUGGCCAGACUUCCACGCAGCAACAGAAUGGGUCACAGGCGUAUGGUGUGUUGCACCGCGUGGAACGAGGAGAACCAGUCGUGCAACCUGUUCACCUGCGGCUUCGACCGACAGGCCAUCGGCUGGAACAUCAACAUCCCCGCGCUGCUGCAGGAGAAGUGAUGCCACUGAGACACGCACACGCACGCAUGCGCACGCACACACACACGCGCGGUGGAGUCGGAGACUGAUCAGAAUCUGUGUAUAUAUAUAAUAUGGUACAAAUAAACACUGUAACCUGCGGACCUCGUACACGCUCGUAUGACGGAAGCGUUUACCCUGUGAAACACGUUCGUCAGGAAUGUGUGAAAUACUUUGUUCAUUAUCACAGUGUUGUUGAUGUUUUUUAGGAAGUUGCUGUUAACAUCAAACGAUAAGACCAUCUUAUUCCCCAGAUUAAUUUAUUCUGCCUCUCACUGUGGACAUGUGCAGAGCGUCUCCUGGCUCAGAGUGUGUACGAGGUCACAGAGCUGCUCCUCUGUAUUUGAGCCCUUCACUUAUUUAGCAUGGAUUGUUGUUGUGACCCGUUCAUCUCCGUUUAACGACACAUCUGACUCCACAGGCUGCUGUUCACGUCACUGCUGAACAAAAGCUCUUGCAUGUAGAUAAACUAAAACAAAGUUUGCGGCCAGGACGGUUUGUAGAACACGAUUUAAAGACAUUAUUUAUAUAUAUCGUUGUGGUCCCGUGUUGCAGUUUUUUCACAGUGCUCCACCUGUCUGAGGGUGGAGCUUGGUGAAGACGACCCGGGGGUCUGUGUCAUGUUUUUAUCCUCUUAGUAUAAAAAGUUUUUUCUUAUCACCGAGCCAAACGUAUCAUAUUCAUGCCUGCGCGUCGUCUUAAAAUGUUUCUGACAGGACCUGCUCUCACCAGUUCAGAUUCCAGUCAUUGCCUCCUGUUACCUUUGAUGCUUUCAGUUCACGGCCAGCCUAUAUCUAUAUAUAUAUAUACAUUUAAUAUUUCAAACGUAUGAUACUGUAAUUCUGCCUUGUUCCAUGUUUACAGUAGGAUUUGAAACAAUUUAAGUUUUGCUCUUUUCUGCCUUUUCUGUCAGGAUGCAAAGUGUCAAGAGCGUAGCAAUAAUUGGAAAAAACUGCACCUCUGUUGCUCACAAAUCCUCCGUGGACAAGAAGUGUUCAACAUGAUCGUGUUAUAUGAAAUAUUAACCAGAGGGUGUAGGUGUCCAUCCUCUUCCCACACAGACUCUGUGAUCCCCAGAGUGAGUUUGUCGGUCACUGCUCAUGUCUGUGCUUCAGCGAACAGCCUGUUGAUAUCGAAUUACUGUGUUGACACUUUACAUUUGACCCCUGAGCCUAGUGUGCGACCUCUGGCCCCUCGCUCUGUAGACGAAGCAUUUUGGUGCGUGAGAAGUCCCCAUUUAUCCCAAAGCACAAGCAAUAACCCGGCCCCUCGAUGUUUCCGAUGUGUCUUUUCUCAGACGUCGGUGAAUAUGACCCAACGCUCACGCUGAAUCUCCGUUUGAAGGUUACACAGUAAACUUACUUGUUACACAUGAGCAAUAUCCCAAACAUGAAGUCAGGUGUUUAACUUGCGUCAGUGCUGUAAAUCCCAUGAGAGGACUCAUUGUACUUGUGUGACUGGUGUAGAUGUCGCUCGGCGUACGUAGAUGUGCUCCGGCUUCAGACGACUAUUCACUAGUUUCUACCAACAAUAGAGCUGGGGUGUUUCUUUUUCUUUUUUAAAGAAGCAUUAACCUUAAAAAUGUAAUAAUCUUAUAGAAAAGCCUUAAAAGUGGUGCAUUAGCUGUAUCCAACUGAGCAUCAAUGCAGUUUUCCAAAUGCUUAUUAAAUAACUAAUUGUGUUCCGCUGCACAGUGCAGAUGGAUUUUUACUUCUCCUUCAUGCAGGGAACUCAGUCCAGCGCCCGACUGGUAUCAGUGUCAUUUUAAUCUGCAGGUAGAAAAGCAUGUAUAAUUUGUGCCCCACAUAUGAAUUCUAACUCGGAGGAAAUAUGAUUUUGGAUUGAUACAUUAAAUUACUGCGUGCCGGAUAGAAGAGGAAGAAUAGGCUUCACUUCAUUGUAGUGAAUCAUAUUCACCUCAAACUUCAUUAUGUGGUCUACUUUGCAUACUUUAUUGUGACGGGUACGUGCUCUCUGACACUUUCCAAUAAAAAUGUGUGAUUUCCUUUU
Scophthalmus maximus (turbot) is the source of this 4031-nucleotide messenger RNA. RefSeq names its product WD repeat-containing protein 37. Lineage: Eukaryota; Metazoa; Chordata; Actinopteri; Pleuronectiformes; Scophthalmidae. Gene Ontology annotation, molecular function: protein binding. The transcript is spliced from 15 exons. The coding region runs from base 423 to 2003 and encodes 526 amino acids. The record is from RefSeq and is a predicted model, not a curated record. Gene Ontology annotation, cellular component: preribosome, large subunit precursor.